Messenger RNA from Catharus ustulatus (Swainson's thrush), 3826 nucleotides. RefSeq names its product mesothelin-like. The coding region runs from base 158 to 2572 and encodes 804 amino acids. Lineage: Eukaryota; Metazoa; Chordata; Aves; Passeriformes; Turdidae. Gene Ontology annotation, cellular component: cell surface. The record is from RefSeq and is a predicted model, not a curated record. The transcript is spliced from 22 exons. Gene Ontology annotation, biological process: cell-matrix adhesion.
GGGGCUGCAGGAGGCAGGGAUGCAGGAGCCGGGGCUGCAGGAGGCAGGGAUGCAGGAGGCAGCGCCACGCCCCGGCUGAGCGCUGAAAAGGAGCCCGCGAUGCCCCGAGCCUGCCCAGCACACCCGAGCCACAGGUGGUUCCUGUGCCUUUCCAGAAAUGCCUGCUCUGCUGCCAGGGCUGGGAUUCCUCCUCCUGCUGGGGUGGCAGGGAGCUGCUGCUGGGACACAGCUGUGCUCCAGCUCCCCUGCCAAUGACUCUGCUGUGUGUGCCUCAGUGCAGAGCACUGUGGCGUCCUCCCUGCUGAGGAAUGUGGAGGAUUUGUCCCCAGCAGAGCUGGCAGCUUUGGGCCAGGCUGCCCUGGGGCUCUCAGUGUCCCAAAUCCAGAGCAGCAUCCCUGAGGAGAGCCUGGCAGCCGCUCUGCCUGCCCUGGCCAGCGUCCGUGGCUGGAGCCCUGAGCAGUCCAGAGCCAUUGUCAACAAACUGCUGAGCUCUGGCUACCAGCUCGUGGAUGGGCAGAGCCUGGCAGAGCUGGGCACUUUGGUGGCUGGCCUGAACUGCAGCACACUGCGCAGGGUGGCCCCUGAGGCUGUCCUGGAGGCCAUCCAGCUGCCAGCCUUUGCCCAGCACAUUGACCCUCUGCCCCCUGCUCUGAAAACCAUCCUGGUGGAAAAGGUUUCCUCCAGGGUUGGCCGCCCCUCUGAGCUGGUCAGACUCAUCCCCAGCGCUCUGGCCAGCCACAUCCCCAAAGCCCUGCUUGUUUUUGGGGAAGAGAAGCCAAACCUGCAGGAUCUCAACAGCAAACCGUGGAGCAGAGAGCAGGCUGCAAUGUUCUUUGCUGAUGUGGUGAAGGCAGAGCCUGACUUCAGCAGGCUGUCCCAGUCUGUCCUGCAGGGUUUCACCUGUGCAGCUGCCAGCGCUGUGGGAGCUGAGAGGUUCCAGGAGCUGGCCAAGGAGAUGAGGAAAAAGAACGUCAGGCUGGGCCAGGAGCAGCUGAGCUGCCUGCUGAGGAUGGUGACACUGCACGGGAUCCCCCAGGAUUGGGAUGAUUAUCCCCAGGAGCUGCUGCUGUUCCUGAGCCCCUCGCAGUACCCAGGGAGCUGCAGGCAGUUCUUCACCCGGCUGGGGAAGGCAGAGCCGGAGCUGCUGCCCAGAGCGGCCCCGCGCAGGCACAGGCUGCUGCUGGAGGCACUGCAGUGUCUGAAAGUUCCUGGCACACAGAUUAAGGAGGAGGACGCCGAGGUUCUGGGCUGGCUGGUGUGUGAGCUGGGGGGGCAGCACAUCAGGAGCUCUGGGGGCAGCCUGCUGAGGGCUCUGAGCCGCUGUGGAUCCUUCCUGCCCGAGCAAGGAGAGGCCAUCAGGGACAUCCUGAGCAGUGGCAACACCACCUUUGGGCCUCCUGCAGCGUGGUCAGCCUUCACCCUGAGCGAGCUCAGUGGGCUGAUCCCUGUGCUGGAUCACAGCAUCCUGCAGCACAUCCCCAAGAAAGCUUUAACCACCUGGCUGAGGAACUUUUCCAGGGAUUCCCCUGUGUCCAGGGAGGAGCUGGGCACCAUCAUCAGGGAGCUGCUGCCCCGCAGGCACAAACGGGAGAAUGGCUGCCCAGCGGAUAAGGAGAUCACAGAGAAAGUUCUGGACGAUGACCUGAUGCCCACGUUCUACACCCCCGAGGAGCUGCGCGCCUGCCUGCGCAACGCCUCCCUGGAGAGCCACUUCUCCAAGAUCUUCAGCUACCCCUUCAGCAUCCCCCAGCUGCAAGUGCUCAAGGACUACCUGGACCAGACGUACCCCGAGGGUUAUCCCGAAAUUCUGCUGCCCAACCUGGGGGAUCUCCUUGACCUGGUCACCCCAGAGAACAUUUCCAGCUGGAGGCUGAACUCAGCCGACGCCUUGGCCGCCUUCCUGAGCAAUGAAAAACUCUCCAACGCCCAGGCCUUAGCAGCAAUUAAACGUUACCUGGAGCUGGGCAAUGCCCUGAAUGCCACGGCCCUGAACGCCCUGGGCACCAGGUUCUUGUGCCAGCUCAACGCCACCGACCUGCAAACCAUCGACCCCCAAAGCCUCAGGCUGGUGUCACUGAAUCCUUCAGCCUGCUCACAGGAGACGAAGAACAUCUUGUACCCAAAAGCCAAAAAAGCUUUUUCUGACCAGCAGCAUUCACCUGCUUACUAUGAGCUGAUUUUACCUUACCUGGAGGGGGCUCCUGGUGCAGAUCUCAAGGCUCUCAGCAGGGACAACGUGAACAUGAACGUGAGCACGUUUGUGACUUUGAGGAGAGACGCUCUGAUGCUCCUGACACCCCGUGAGGUCCAGGGGCUGCUGGGGCUGAACCUCCCUGAGCUGGCCCAGUGGCAAUUCAGGGCUCCAGUGCAGGACUGGAUCCGGCUGCAGAAGCAAUCAGAGCUGGACAAACUCGAAAUUGGGCUCACAGGGGGCACACAGGAGGGCUACAUCAACCUCGUCACCCCCAAAUUCCCAGCACCAUCCUCAGCCCCUGUGGGGACCGUGGCCAUGGCCCUGCACCUCCUGCCUGCCCUGCUGCUCAGUGUCCUCAUGCUGUCCAGCUUGUCUUGAGCCACCAGAACCAAGGGGGACCAGGCUGGGACCUGCUCUGAGUCCUGGCUUGAGGAGUGCCCAGAGCUCCAGGCAGCUGGGAUCAGCCCAGGAAUCACUUUUGGGUACUUUUGGCUUUCAAAUCACUUGGGAAAAAAAGAAAAAAUCCGCAGUUGUGUGUGAAAAGAAGAUUCCAGUCUCUCUGGAGCAGGAUCUUUGCCUUUGGGACAGCCCAAGCCCAGCUCAGCCCCAAACCACUGCUAAACCCCAUCUUACUGCUGGGUUUAAGGAUGAGUUCUGUGGGUUAAAAAUGACAUUUCUCAGAGCCUGACCUCGUGACACUGCCAAGACCUCAGGGUGGGAGUGAAGUUUUCCAGCUGCUUGUAAAUAAAUCCUGGAAGUGAGUAAAAAAUGCCAGAAGCAAACUGAUGAGUGUCUGCUCUUCCUUGAGGCUGCCCUCACCUUUCUGUAUACAAGAAUUCCCCAAAUUCAUUGCUCAGAACCCCAGGAUCUGCCCAUUCCUGUUCCUUGGGUUUGGCUGCUCAACAUUCAGGAGCUGAGAACUGGGAGAAAUCCAGUGUAAAGGAACUUUGCACAAGGUUUUCCAUUUUUUUUUCCCCACUCACUGGAAAUAUCUGUCAGAAAAAAAACCCUCAGUGAAACCUGUAUCCAGCUCCUGGCACCCCCCUUUCCUCCAGGAGGAGUCUGGCAGGGAAAAGGGAUUUAUGUAUUUUAUAUCUCAUAAAUCUUCAUUGUCUGAGCUUUGUAGAGAGCAGGUCUGUCCUUCACUGCAGAUUUUGGAUUUAUGCUGGAAAAGCUUCCCCACAAAGCAUUAAAAACCUCAAAGAACACUUUGGGUUAGGAAAAACCAGCUGAUUGAUGUUUUAUUGCACAGCACUGAACAGUAAUCAAGAUAAAUUAUCUCCAGCUAAUCAUCCUGUGAGUCUGUGUGUGUGGUUUGGACAAACCUUGAUCAAAAAGUGAAGAAAAGUGAAAUAGGAUUUUUGAGGAUGUGUGACUCAAAUCCCUGAGUUUUCCCAGAUGGGAGGGAAAGGAAUCCCUGGAAGAGUUUGGCAGAGCACUCAGCAUCACUGCUGCUGGUACUACAGGGAGUAAAUCACGAGUAGGGCGCUUCUGGGCUCCAAAAAUCUCCCCUCCAUCCCUGCCCAGCCUCGGAAAGAACCAAAUCCUGUGCUGGCAUCACACGCGGAGGAAUUCCCCUCCCUGCCCUGGUCUGGGGUGGAGGGAGGGCAGUGCAGGGGCUGGGAUGGCUCA